Messenger RNA from Dicentrarchus labrax (European seabass), 5056 nucleotides. It is a transcript of the gene rab3gap2, whose product is annotated as RAB3 GTPase activating protein subunit 2 (non-catalytic). The transcript has 35 exons. NCBI's taxonomy places the organism in Eukaryota, Metazoa, Chordata, Actinopteri, Moronidae. Bases 298 to 4467 code for a protein of 1389 amino acids. Gene Ontology annotation, biological process: regulation of GTPase activity. The record is from RefSeq and is a predicted model, not a curated record.
AUACCAGUGUUAUUAUGCUAACGGUGUGUCAUCAACACAUCAGGACUAGGGUGGGAACUGCAAAUGUUGGGAAAAAUAAGAAUACUAGAUCCGUAUUAAUAGAUUUAUAGGGGACAUUAGAAGACACGUAAGACGUACUGUCUCAGUGAACACGCUGUCAUAACGUUAACACGGUAGCAGGAGGUACAAACGGACUAAGUGCUAAGCUACGUUGAUCUUCUAAGACUGGACUGUCUUAGCAAGCAGGCUAACUGGCUGAUCCCCCGUCUGCUUGGCUCCUGACGGGACGGGAGAGAGAUGUCCUGCAGCUUAUUGGAGUUCUGUCGGCUCCAAGAGCUCAAAACUGUCCGGGACUACUUGUUCCAGAGUCAGAAAACCGAGCCAGCGGAGGAGAAGAGUCAAACAGAAAAUGAGCUGUCUUGGGAAACCUCUGAGUGGGAGUCAGCGUGGGACAGUGGUGAUAACAAAGAGGAGGAAGCCGCUACUGCCACAACGGUGGAAGAGGAGACCACAGGGCAGAGUGGACCCUGGCUGCAGGACUGUGUAGUGGCCAUGUCGCCCUGCUCCGACCUGCUGGUAGUGGCCCGCGAACAGAAGGCUGUCUUUCUCUCAGCUAAGUGGCGUUCAAAUGACAGCGGCAGAGAAGAGAUGACCCUGGCUGUGUCUUGGACUGGAACCCUCAGCACUGACGAAGGAGAGUGUGUGAGCAGCUCUGUCUGUAUACCACUGGCAAGCCAGAAGAGGAGCUCCACUGGGCGGCCUGACUGGACGUGUGUAGUAGUGGGUUUCACAUCUGGCUACGUCCGCUUCUACACAGAGAACGGGGUUCUGCUCCUGGCCCAGCUGCUGCAUGAGGACCCUGUACUGAGGCUCAAGUGUCGCACAUAUGAGAUCCCUCGUCAUCCUGGAGUAACUGAGCAGCAUGAAGAGUUAAGCAUCCUCUACCCUGCUGCUCUGGUCACCAUCGAUGGUUUCAGCCUCUUUCAGUCUCUGCGUGCCUGCAGGAACCAGGUUGCAAGAGCGGCAGCAGCAGGUAGUGAUGUGAUCCAGCCUCCUCCCCUGGCCUAUAAGAAGUGGGGUCUGCAGGACAUGGACACUAUUGUGGACCACAGUAGUGUGGGCAUUAUGACGCUGUGUGUGUUUGAUCAAAUGAAGAAUGCAUCUAUCCUGGGGGGGUUUAAUGCUUCGGUCAAAGGCAGUCCCCCCGCCAUGAGCCAGUAUGUCACUGUGGGAGGUGGGCCGUACACAGGCUUUUACUAUGCUGUAGAGGGAAGCUCCCAGCCUCUCCUCUCUCAUGUGGCUCUGGCUGUGGCCAGUAAACUCACCUCAGCCCUCUUCAAUGCUGCCAGUGGAUGGUUAGGUUGGAACAAGAAUAAGAAUGAAGAGGAGGCUGUGCAGAAACAGAAGCCCAAGGUGGAGCCUGCUACGCCCUUAGGGAUCAGAUUUGGUCUCCCAGACUCUCGGCGCCACGGCGAGUCCAUCUGUCUGUCCCCCUGCAACACGCUGGCCGGAGUUACGGAUGACUUUGGUCGAGUCUCACUGCUGGACCUGGCCAGGGGCAUUUCCAUUCGCAUGUGGAAAGGUUACCGAGAUGCUCAGUUGGGUUGGCUGCAGGUUCCAGAGGAGAGAGGCGACCGGGAGUUCUCCCCCUCUGCUUCCCUCCCUAGACGCCAUGCCCUGUUCCUGGUCAUUUACGCCCCCCGCAGGGGAAUCCUGGAGGUGUGGGCGAUGCAGCAGGGGCCUCGAGUCGGAGCCUUCACUGUGGGAAAACACUGCAGGUUGCUGUAUGCUGGCUACCGUCUGAUGGGGGUGAACAGUGUCACCAGUCAGGGCUGGCAGCUCCACACCCAGCAGGUGUGUCUGCUGGAUCCCAUCACAGGAGCACUGAGGACAGUGAACAUCCCCUUCCACCUGGCCCUCAGUGACAAGAAGAGUGAGCGAGCCAAAGACAUGCACCUGUUAAAGAGACUGACAACUAUACUGAGGAGCAGAGAGGUGGAGCCUGAUAUUUUGGAGAGCGAAGCCAAAAGUGUGCUGCUGGAUAUCAAACACCCUGCCAUUAAGAAGCAGGCUUUGGAGUCUCUGCUGUCAAAUAAGAAUGCUCCCGUCUCAUGUCUUACUAAAGUCACAGGCGCCUUAUAUGACGUUCUGAAGCAACAAGACCCUGAGGAAGUGGAUACAGCGUUACUCCAGCUCUGCUCUUCACAGCUGAAAAUGCUUCAGCUCUACUCUGACAUCCAGCAGCUGCACUCUGCUGCAGACAUAGAGGCCAGCUCUAAAGACCAAGACUCCUUUGAAGGCAUAGAGGAGGAAUUGUCGCGUGUUGGCCCCACCUUGCAACGCUAUGCCCAGCUCACCUCGAGACCCAGUGUUUCAUUUGCCCAGGACUCACCUUACUCACCCCUGCCUGCCCAAGCCUUUCUCUCCCAGAUGGAGUGCACCGAGGAUGGGGAGUUGAGGGUGAUCCGCGGGUCUGAAACUGAAUGGAAUCGGCUAGGGAACUUUAUGUUCUGGGGUUGUCUGUGUGGAAACAGUCCACUCCAUAAAGUCUGUGACACACUGCAGGAGGCGGGCAUCAGUCCACAGCAGCUACUGUCUCUGUUGCUAAGUGUGUGGUUGCAAAGAGAGAAGGAGAUGCUACAGAAACCAGGAGAAACCGUUAGAAACUUACACACACUACUCAUUGCCCUCAGCAACAUGAAAGGUGCAGUUGAGGAGUCUUGGGACACCCAGUCUAUCUCCCCCUGGUGGCAGCAAGUUCGCCACACAUGCAUCCAGUCCCACAAUUCUGCUGCUGCUCUGCUGGCCGCCUUCGUUGCUCACCGUGCUGCUAAGGCUAGCAUCACAAGCCGGGCUGACAGCAAGUUGCAGUCAGAGUGGGAGGCGGUGUCCCUAGAGCUGGAGCAGUGGGUGGUGUUUGUUCGCCAGCUAGAGGAUGUGUUGGUGCUGCAGACUCUGCUGUUGGUGCCUCCUCCUCAGGGGUCAGGAGGGGGCGCUGCAGCACAGUGCUCCAUCAAAACGCUGAUGGAAGGAGGCACAGGUGGCAUUGCUGACAGUGUCUCCAAGUGGGUGUUCAGGCACAACUUGUCCCCCGAGCGACUGAAGGAAAUUCUCCAGAAGAGAGAAGACAAAGAGGCAGAGGACAAACUGGAGCAGAAGGCAGGAGAAGAAGGAAAGGAGCAGGAGGAGAAGAGCCAAGAGGACACAGACAGGACAGCAGAGCUGUUGGUGGCAGUGUGCCAGCGGUUCCCCCACUCACUUUCACCCGACCUGCUCUUCGCUCAUUGCUGCUGGGAAUAUGUAGUGCAGUGGAACAAAGACCCUGAGGAGAGUCGAUACUUAAGCUGGGCUGUGGAACAUUUAAAGCUGGUCUCCAGUCCACAUAUCCAACUAGGUAUCUCUACAAUGAUGUGGAGCACGUUCAUUGUCAAGCGUUUGUCAGCAGCAGCCUUCCUCAUGGAGAAGGUGGGGAAGUCACCUAAAGAUCGCUUAUGUCGACGGGAUGUCGGGAUGGGAGACAAAGCUGCAACAUAUUUCCUGGGCUGCUGUGUCCAGCUGCUGCAGAUCCUCAUGGAGGUGACUGGAGUAUUGGUUAAAAAUCAGUGCCCUUUGUCUUUUAUAAAUUACUAUGCGGACUCCGCGGUGGAGGAGGUUCCUGCUCCAGAGUUGUCUGUGGAGGAGGCGUGGUUCGGGGCAGAGGGCCCCGCAUCCAUAGCUGAACUUGCCCUGGAACAGAGAGGAGUCCACUACCCCCUGGUGCAACACCACUGCCUGUUAGCCUCCCUGCUACAUUCUGCUAUGACGUUCAGUCUAAAGGUCAAACCACUCAGCCUGUUUGACAGCAAGGGGAAGAAUGCUUUCUUCAGAGAUCUGACGACCAUCCAGCUGAUGCCCAGUGGAGACAUGGACCCAGGUCUGAUCUCACUACGACAAGAGUUCCUCCUGCGGGUGCUGACCGCCUGGGUGCAGGCUAUAGACGAUUCCUCUGGCACCAGCCCCCCCCCUCUACCUUCUAGUGGCCCCAAGGCUGACUGGUGGCCCUCGAUGUGUCUGGAGCUGGGCUCCCUGCUGCAGGUAAACCCCGACAUCCUGAGACGGCACCUCGUCUGCGAGCUCUACAACCAGGGCCUCGACCCCCGGGCUGAAGAGGUGAUGUUAGAGGUGGAGGAUAAGGAUGUACUGGGCUCCCAGCUGCUGGUGCUGACUGGCCAGAGGCUGAGCUACUCACUGCUCCACAGCCAGAGCCAGACGCAGGCUGCCAUGGAGCUCCUGGCCCGCCUGCCCCCCACCCUCUGCACAUGGCUCAAGGCUAUGGACCCCGGUGAGCUGCGGUGCCCCCUGGUCCCCCUGCCGCAGACCAGCAGGCUGGUCGGCCGUCUGAUUGAAAUCCUCCCGGAGAACCACGCCCAGUACAGCCUGGCCCUGCACCUCCUGGAGGCUGUGGAGGCCCUCACCACUGAGGACUGACCCUCCUGAGAGGGAGGGAUGGGGGGCUGGAAGGCUGGAAGACACCUUUCGAAGGCUUGGCCAUAGUGGACGGAUGAGAGAGGCAGCAGUGAUAAGCGACCCUCUUUGUCACGGAGGAGAUUUUUAUUUCGUUAUUCAGCUCAUGUUAAUACGAUAAAUUCGUCCUCACAAUUUAAUUGUAGAAGGCAGCGAUGUAGAGUGGAUAUGAUAGGCUUUUAACUUUUUUUAAUCCAUCAUAUUUUUGUGCAUGUAACAAAGUAUAAUGAAUUCUUGUGUUAUUGAAGCGUUUAGGAGAUGGUUAUUAAGGAACGGGGCAUGUCUUUUCUUUGUCACUCCUCCCUCAUUUUCAAUCUGAUUCUCUUUAAAAAUCAGACGUCAGUGUGUGGGUGUCCUAACUGUGUGCCAUAUCAGAGUCCUGUUUGACAUUUCUCCUUCCGCUUUCCCUCUCAUGGACAAGAGCUGUAUCAUAAAGAAUUAUUUUUUAUUUAUAUAUGCAGACAGUACUGUACUAGCUCUGCCUGUACACCUUCUAUUCUGUAGUCCCACUGGGCUGAUCCCAUGCAGAAUAAAAAGGUUUCUCAAAAGCUUA